Messenger RNA from Colletotrichum acutatum, 552 nucleotides. RefSeq lists its product as uncharacterized. The coding region runs from base 1 to 552 and encodes 183 amino acids. The transcript is spliced from 3 exons. Lineage: Eukaryota; Fungi; Ascomycota; Sordariomycetes; Glomerellales; Glomerellaceae. The record is from RefSeq and is a predicted model, not a curated record.
AUGCAAUUCAGAAACGUUCUCUUCCACACUGCAAUGUUCGCAAUCAGCGCUUCUGCUCUCCCCAGUCAAAACCAAGUCUCGGAACUUCAAGCCCCUAUUGAUGGAUUCGACAUCGUUAUCACGCAGUGGGAGGUCCAGGCCAGCCCUGGAGGCGCGAAGUUGAUUCUUUCCGGAACGGUCGAGCAGGUUCUUGCGGAGCUCCAGGUUAUCAACCCCAAUUACGCGGAAGACUUUGACCUCGACUUCGAGCUUCCCUCUCCUGCUGUUCACAAGCGCAACGACUUUGACAACGCCGCUUUCGCGUGCAACGUCACCAAUGCUAUGGCUGAUCAGAUUAUCAUCGUCAAGGGUGCCAAGCACCUCAGAGGCGUCAAGCCACUUGAAGCUAACUUUAUGCAGGCACAGACUUCUCGCGAGCUUGAUUCCUUCGCUCUGAUUGCUGACGGUACGGAUCAUAUCAUUCAAGUCUGCAAGACCAAUGGCGAGUGGAUUGAUGGUCAAACGUGGCACAAAGGUAACUGGAGUGUCAUCGUUGGCCGCGCCAACUGCUAA